Haemorhous mexicanus (house finch) is the source of this 3197-nucleotide messenger RNA. RefSeq names its product ectonucleoside triphosphate diphosphohydrolase 2-like. NCBI's taxonomy places the organism in Eukaryota, Metazoa, Chordata, Aves, Passeriformes, Fringillidae. Gene Ontology annotation, biological process: nucleoside diphosphate catabolic process. The transcript has 9 exons. Gene Ontology annotation, molecular function: GDP phosphatase activity; UDP phosphatase activity. The coding region runs from base 16 to 1704 and encodes 562 amino acids. The record is from RefSeq and is a predicted model, not a curated record. Gene Ontology annotation, cellular component: plasma membrane.
UUCUGGGCAGCAGGGAUGGAAGGGAAAGCAGAGCAGCCUGACACAUCACAGCCAGGCCCACGCUACCUGUGGUCCCUGUGGCUUGGGGCUGGGCUGAACUCUGAGCCUGGCCCCGGCCACGCCUUUCUGCUCUUUUUAAAGGUUGUAGAAGCAGCCGGUUUGCUGCUGCGCUGCUUCCUCUUCGGGGAGAGGAGAACACUCUUCAUGUCUUGGCGUGAGCUGCUGCCCCCCUGGCUGGUGAUCCUAGCGGGACUGACGGGCAUCGUGCUGCUCUGUGUCUCCACCAAAGAUGUGCCCCUGGCCCCACUCAGGACCAAGUAUGGCAUUGUUCUGGAUGCUGGCCCAUCCCGCACCAUCCUCUUCAUCUACCAGUGGACAACCACCAAGGCAAACAAGACUGGGGUGAUCAGAGGAUGCAGUUCCUGUCCUGUGCAAGGUCCAGGAGUCUCCAGCUACUCAGAUUCUCCUCAGAAAGCUGGGAAGAGUUUGGAGCCAUGUUUGAACUGGGCCCAGAAGGAGAUCCCAGCAGAGCAGCACAGCCAAACCCCCCUGUACUUGGGAGCCACUGCCAGCAUGAGGCAGCUGAACCUCACCCAUCCCAUCCUCUCUGACAGUCUCCUUGCAGCUCUGACUGGCACCCUGAAGUCAUCCCCCUUCAGAUUUCAAGGGGCACAGAUCCUGUCCAGCCCAGAGGAAGAAGCAUUCAAUUGGGUUGCUGUUAACUACAUCCUGGAGAACUUCUUCAAGUAUGACUGGCAAGGACAGUUGGUCCCCUCCAGGAAGGGGAUGGCAGGAGUCCUGUCUGUGGGAAGAACCUCAGCAAUGCUCACUUCCGAGCUGGAAAAAGAGAAGCAGGCCCCAGAGGAGGGAGUGAGGCUGCAGCUCUAUGGGAAGACACACAGGGUACACACCCACCAGUGCCCCUGCCACAGCAUGGAGCAGCUCCGCAGCAGGCUGCUCUCUGUGCUCAUCCAGGAUCAGAGAAGUGCUAAAACCGUGUCCAAUCCCUGCUGGCCCCUCACCUACUCCCAGGAGGUGCAGUGGCAAUCGGUGCAUGCUGGGCCUUGUGCUGCCAGUGAUGACACACAGGACAUCCCUGGCCCCAAGGAGGUCUUCAACAUCACGGGCUCCAGCAAUCUCACAGCCUGCAUGAACCUCGUGCAAAGCCUGCUCAACUCUUCCUCUUCCUGCAGCUUCUUCAAGCAUUCCCUCAGCAGUGGUCUCAAGCCCCUUCAGACCAGGCUUCUGGUGGUUUCUGAGGCCAUGGACUUCCUGAGAGGAGCUGCACCUUCUCCUGACUUGGGUCAGGCUGUCCAGAGGCUGUGUGGGAUGUCUGUCAAAGAGCUGAUGAGGGAGUCCCAGGCAAGCCUGGAUACACUUGUUGAUUAUUGCACUGUGUCUGCAUUCAUCUUCCAUCUCAGUACAAGAGGAUACACACUUGACUUUGACUGGCCUGCUUGGACUGCAUUCCAGAAGAUGGGUGACAGAUCAUCUGGCUGGACUCUUGGGUACCUGCUGAGUCUGACCAGCACCAUCCCCCAGGACAGCCCAAGCUUCCUCAAGGGCAUCGAGCCAGGGGUCUGGUCCUUGCUCCUGAUCCUCUUCGUGGUGCUGCUCAUGGGCUCCUUCCUGCGCAUCUCAUACCGAGUGAUGGCCAAGGAGAGCAGCUCCAGCCACAGGAACAGCAGCGUUUUCGAUGACUGAUGGCUUUCUGUGACUCAGGACUCUUGUCAGAGCACAGUUAACAGGGUCCAGAUGGAAAUCACAGAGGUGUAAGUCACUGGAGGAUGCAGUGAUUUUCCUGCAGGGCUCCCAGCAACUUGCUGGUACUUGCACUGCUGUACUUUGAGACAAUGGAUCCUGCUCCACAGGAAGUCUGUGAUUCCUGGUGGAUGGCAAGCUAUACAUUCUCCAAACAAGAACAGCCUGCAUGGCUCUUCCUUGGGUUACAGCUGGGAUUACUCAUGUCAGACAUGAAAUGAUGCCUCUGAGCAGCCAGGCCCUGAGCUGUUGUGAAGCUAAUACUGUAUAAUCCUGUCAGAUCAGAAGAGGUGGUGUCUGAAAAAUGUGCUCUGUCCUCUUCUGUGGCCUCUCAAGAGAUGAUACCUGCAGUAUUGCCAUUAGUGAAGACUGAAGGGGCAUUAAAACACAGCCAGAAUGUAAGAGCCAACUGCUUCCAUGCUCUAGGGAAAAUGCAGGUAUUUUCUGCCUGGUCUGUCUGUGCCUUCAUGUCAGUGAUGAUGGCCACGUGUCCCUUCCAAUGAACGCUCCUUGCUGACCAGGAAUCCUUCAAAACCAGUCCUUCUUAGUCUUGGCCUCUACAAAAUGUGCAGAGGAUCAAAGGAGCAACAAAGGGCACAGAUGCACAGCUGAAUUUUUGUCUCUCAGCUGAGUCACGGCCACACAGGGUUAAAAUUGCCAAUUUAAACUCUUUAGCAAGGACUCAAAUGAACACAUUUAAUUUCACAUUUGCUAAAGCUGGGCUCAUGCUGGGCUGAGGCUCACCUGUUUGUUCAUUUGCACUGACCUGUUUCUCUUGCUGACUCUGAAAGUGUCUCAGCUGACACUGCCCUUUAGACCAGAGCAGACUCAGGAACAGAAGCUUUCCUAAUUGUCACUUUCAUAUUUCACCAUGACCAGAGUUACUUUAUGAUCUAAUAAUCAGGAUUCCCCUGGGACCUGGCAGUCAUUCCAGCUCAUCUGGUCUGUUCUGCACGUCUGAAAGAUGAGGUGCUGUACAAAUUCUGAGUUACUGUGAAGAAAAGGGAUCGAUUCACAAGCACUGUCCUUUGACUAAGGCAUUUAGAGCUCUCUUCACAACUGCUUCAGAGACUUAAAACACACAGACUGUCAAGAGCCUCAGGGAUGAGUGUCUCCAAGGCUUUUCAGACCACUUUAAACAGAAAUGUAAAUGCUCACAGAUGCAGUGGUGAACCUUGCAGGAUUUUUAAAGCUACCAUGGCACCUAAAUCCUUUCAAAUCUGAUUAUUCGUCCCUUGUGCUCCCAACUGAUAACACAGGACAUGCACACCCCAUAAUAUUGGGGUAUUCAUGCAUUUUCAGGUUAAUGAAGAUUUGGAACCUGCCAGUCAAGUUUAGAGGGCUGUGGAAACAGACUUAAGCUUCAUAUUCAUUUCUUUGAGUUGCACGUUAGAUAUUUUUAAUUGUAUCAUGUCAUUAAAGAUGUUUUAAUAGAC